GAAACACUCAAAUCUGCACAGAGAGGAGAGACAGAAGCAGCACACACAGACAAAAGCAUUCUUGGCUUUCAGUUUAAGAGAAGAAGAAGAAAAAAAGUGAACAAUACGCUGGGCGAGUUCAUUUAGUUGAGAUACAAAUUCAAGAAGAAAGGCGUGACAGGACGGCGUCAGUCAGCGGACAGACAGACACAGAGGAGCGCUGCAUGAAGGAUAAAUCCAUCCGGGAGAAGAAGCGAGCACACACAGGAUGAGAGCCACCAUGAGGAUCACGUGGCUGCUGCUUUCUCUCUGCUUCCUUUUCUACGGGGCCCGUUCGGCAGAUGACAGUACUGCUUCUACUACUACUACUUCUGUGCCAAAGACUAGUGCUUCAGUCAGUGGGACAGUUGACAUUGUUGCUGGCACAGCUGGGAGUACGACAACUACGAAGGAUGUGUCAACUGUUGACAAAACUAUUACUACAACAAAGGAAUCUACAACAAAACCAGCAACCCCAAAGCCUACAACUCCCAACCCUCCUACCACCCAAACUGCUACAAAACUACAAACUACAUCCAUGUCUACAAUCGAGCGAAACACCCCACAAGCCACCACUGUGACAAGCAAACCAUCAGUGCCUACCACUAGUGUCCCUGGUACCACUUCUACUUCUAAGAAUGAUGUCAGUAUUACUGGUGCUUCCACCAGCCAACCAGUGCUCACGACCACAGCUGCACCUACACCUACUCCUGACAACAGCGGCAUUUCAGGGGUAGACUCCAGUGCUACCACAUUACUGACAACAGCAGUAGGCAGUAAAACCUCUGGGACUCCUGGGAGUGUGGGUACAACCAAGAUCACAAGCGUCUCCAUAGGUGCGACUACACCUGGGCAUCAGCCCGAUACUCACUCCACCUUCACCACCAAGACAAGCCAGGACAGCAGCACAGGAGGAACUACAAGCCAACAUCAGACAGCAUCAAAGGAGCCCACUCAGAGCCCAGUGACAACCAGCAAACCCUCCAUUCCGACCACGACAGCACCUCCUUCUGCAGCAGGGACCUCUGGUAGCAAAGCUGUAUCCACGUCCCCGCAACCCACCACUACCACCACUACCACCACUACCACCGCUCCCACCACAGCAGCUCAACCAAAGAUGUUUUCAUAUUCUCUUAACACCGGACACGAGAAAGAGGAGGAGAAAGAUCUGGUGGAGGUGUGCAAGCGGCUGAUGGUGACUCUGAAAGAUGGAAACUGCACCCUGAUAUGGAAACACCACAAAGGCAAAAUACAGUUUGACAGUGUGGAGAUAAAUGGGAAAGUGAAAGACAGCCUUGCAACCCAGUAUUAUGAAGAAAUCACCAAGAAACCAACAGAUAACAAAACGCUGAUAGCCAUCCUGGCCUCCUGUGGAGCUCUGCUGAUCAUGAUCGUCAUCCUCGCUGUGUGUGCCUCCCACCACCGCAAGCCUUACCACGAGAACCAGCAACACCUGACGGAGGAGCUGCACACGGUGGAGAACGGUUACCACGACAACCCGACGCUGGAGGUGAUGGAGGUGCAGCCGGAGAUGCAGGAGAAGAAGAUGGCACUGAACGGAGAGUUCAACGACAGCUGGAUCGUCCCCAUCGACAACCUGCUGAAGGAGGACAUAGCUGACGAGGAGGACACUCACCUGUAGAGACGACCGGGGACACAGAAGAAGAAGAAAGAGAAGAAGAAGAAGGAGAAGAAGAAGUAGACAGCGACAGGACCUGGCUAGUUUCAGCCACACCAAAACUAAAGUAUCCACACUUGUUACUCCAUGCUAGCCCUGACUUUACACUCCUGAAGACUUUUCUCACAAACACAAUACAUCCUGUAGAACAACCCAAACUCCUUAUUAUUAAUGCUGUCUGUCUUUUUCAUAUAUUUCUACUGGAGUUUGGUAUGGAAAAGAAAGAAAGGAUAAAAAAAAUCUAAUCAGUACCAACAAAAAUGUACAGUGGCCUUAAAAGUCUGUUUAAAAACCAGUCACUGUUGUGCCUACAGUAUUUUUUUAAUAUAAAUAAGUGACUUCCUACAGAGCACAAUUCAAAAUGAGUCAUCCUGAAAACUCAGAAAGAAUCUGCUCCAAACCCGAGGAGUGUGCCUUGUCACCAAAAAGAGUUGAUUUGUACACAAGCACCUGUAAAUAGAGUUUUUUGUUAUUUUCUGUAAGCAAGGAAGAGUCCCGUGAUUUUGCAAACUCAUCAGUUUGCUCUGGAGAUAACAGCUGCCUCUGCAGUCGUAGAGUUACUAACAUAGAUAGAGAUGACCUCAGGAUACUUCAAAGCAUCCUGGUGAUUUUUCCACAAGUGCGUGUUGGCUGUGUAAGGGCAGCACUGCUGCACUAUUCAGAAAGAAAGAACAUUCACAAAGACACUGCUUCAGGCACAUGAGUAUAUAGAAAUAUGACAAAUUAAGGGUUUUAAUCCAAAAUGCCACAUAUAGAGACAGAGCACAUUUAAAACCCUGCAUCUCCUGCCUUUGGACUUUGUAUUAAACGAAGGAUCCUCCUUGACAAUUUUGUCCCUAGCAAAAAAAAAAAAAAAAGGUCAAAAGCUUCUGUGUGGUGAAUCGCUCUACCAACAACUUAAAUAAUCCAGAAUUGUUUUUAUAAAGCGCUGUACCGAAAAAAAACCAACAACUUUAAAGAGGACAAAGUCGAUACAGAUGAAUGCAGACAUGAGACAAGCAGUUACAAUGUGAGAACUGUGCAAUCCUGAAACACAGUAUAUUUAACAUUAACUUUUAGACAUCCAUGGGUUGAAACACUAACAAAAUGUCAGCUUUUUUAAACAUAUCCUAUGAUUAUUUUAGCAUUUUGUGCCUACCAGAAAGGACAUGUUGGCUGUUAGCAAGCUAAUGUUAGCUAUAUGCUAGCAGACUAAUAUUAGCUAAUAUCCACUUUUGUCUUCUUAAAAGUUCAGUUUUUAAGUUCAUCAGAUUUUAUAAACUUAGUUCGGGGUUCACUAACUUGUUGGAAGUACAUUUUACCACAGAACAGCUUUUGACCAAGUUUUUGUUUUGCUAGCUGAGGAAAUUGUCAAGGAGGCUCCUUCAUUCAAUAUAAAGUCAAUGGAGAGACGGUUUGUCCCCUCUGGUUGAUGUGGUCUUUAGAGUAUGAUGCCGGGCGCUCUGUCUCUAUCGACUCGAGGGGACAUAUCCGUGAGCCUCACGUAAAGAUGUUUUCAUGACAUUACAAUCAAGAUAAAAGGUGAAAUUACUUAAGAAGUAAACUCAACACAAUGUUGGGAAAUUAAGGGAAAUGUUAAGUACUCUGUAUGUACCAUGGCGGUCUCUCUUCAACUAAACAGUCCAGCUCUAAAGCAAAGGAAAAUUAUUUAAAUUAAAUGGCCCCGUUUUUAAACUGUGACGAAGGUCUUAUCUUCCAAAUAAGUUUCCUGCCCUGUUGAAUUGUUCAAUGCAAUUGUUGUUGAUGGGAGUGAAGGCAAACCAACUAAAAUAACACAGAGGCUUUAAUAAUGUGGAAUUAUCCUUAAACAACAUUGAAAUGAUUGUUUUUAGCAGAAAAUAUCACAAAAAUGCCACCUCCAUAAUCAAUCAGAUAUUCAUAAGAAGAUGCCGAUUUUGCUUUUAAAAACCACUUCUGAAGCAAAAAUUGUAAAUACUUGUUUUGUUUCACUGUUGCUGCAGGUGGAGGGGUGAUGUAAUGCGACUUGAUGUUAAAACAUUCCCAGCAGUACAUAGGCACAUAUCAGUGGAUUCUGUUCAGUGUAAUAAUUUACUUCAUUUUAAACCCAUUAAGAAGUUAAUAUAUAUGUACUUAUAUAUGUGAAUCCAUCACUUUGGGCACUCCAAUCCACUUUUUGUUUUAUUGUUUGUGUGUCUACAGUUUCACUUUUAUUAUUAUUAUGAUGAUUAUAGCUGUGAUAUUGUCACCAAAGUACGUUACCAGUAUUUUAUGUAUUUAUGGUUUGUUUGCUGCUGAAGGCAAACAACAGGGGUCUGACACACUGGAAGCUGUAAAUUGUCCAUGGCCUUGGCGGUCAUCUUGUUCAGAUUUGCAAAUAAAGGCAGUCUUUUUCCACUC
Messenger RNA from Centropristis striata (black sea bass), 4054 nucleotides. RefSeq names its product podocalyxin-like (gene podxl). NCBI's taxonomy places the organism in Eukaryota, Metazoa, Chordata, Actinopteri, Perciformes, Serranidae. Gene Ontology annotation, cellular component: microvillus membrane; apical plasma membrane. The coding region runs from base 248 to 1660 and encodes 470 amino acids. Gene Ontology annotation, biological process: positive regulation of cell-cell adhesion mediated by integrin; negative regulation of cell-cell adhesion; regulation of microvillus assembly. The record is from RefSeq and is a predicted model, not a curated record. The transcript has 8 exons.